AUGAUCAAAUAUUACAACUACGUACUGCUGAUUCUGAUGCUCCUCCUGCAACUGCAGUCGUCGGAGUGUCGACACCGGAAUGGACAUGCCAGGGCUGCUGGUCGAAAGAAAGUUCAUGGACGUCACGAACUCGAACGUAUUAUUGGCGGCACUGCGGCAGAUCCGAACGAGUCGCCGUACCAAGUGUCUUUGCAGUACGAUAAAAAUCAUAUGUGUGGCGGAGCUAUUUUAGCUCCGACUUGGGUGGUUACUGCGGCACAUUGUAUUAUGGAGGGCAUCACCGUUCUGACGGGUGUCUAUGACCUUAUGAAGCCCAUUGAAGCGUUCAGGUAUGAAGUAGAGGAGAUGUUUCAGCACUGCCGCUACCUAGACGACAAAAUGAAUUACGAUAUUGGAAUGAUAAGGACAAAGAAACCUAUAAGUUUCAAUGAGAAAGUCGCAAUUAUUCAACUCGAAACACAAGAGCUCGAGCGGGACGCAGAGCUACGACUAACAGGAUGGGGAGCCACCAAAUAUGAGAAAACGGACAAUGAAGAGUAUCCGGAUAUGGAAUACCCCACCAUAAAGCAGGCGAUGACAUUUAAAUAUUGGCCUCGCGUAGAAUGCAACAAAAAGUGGGUGUCCAAAGAAGGCGAUGAACCUGUGGACGAGGAUGCCUUAUGCGCUUUCAAUUCAUUCGCUCACGGAGCGUGUGUUGGCGAUUCCGGGAGUCCGCUGACACACAAUGGAAAAUUGGUGGGCAUUGCCAGCUAUGUGAUGGCCUGCGCUCUCGGCUAUCCUGAUGUUUUCGUGGCCCAGCAAGCGGCCACAUAUACAAGUAGACGAAGUAUCGGCAAUGUUUGCGGUAUCAAUGGCUGUGGCGGCUUUGGCGGCUGUGCCGGCGGCGGCAGCCUGUUCUAA
Messenger RNA from Scaptodrosophila lebanonensis, 900 nucleotides. RefSeq names its product chymotrypsin-1-like. Gene Ontology annotation, biological process: proteolysis. The transcript has 2 exons. The coding region runs from base 1 to 900 and encodes 299 amino acids. The record is from RefSeq and is a predicted model, not a curated record. Gene Ontology annotation, molecular function: serine-type endopeptidase activity. NCBI's taxonomy places the organism in Eukaryota, Metazoa, Arthropoda, Insecta, Diptera, Drosophilidae.